GUGGGAGCCGCGUUUGGCAGCCGGGGAAGGAAACGUUAUAAAAAGGCUUUGUCUCGGAAAUCAGCAUCUCCUCCUCGGCGCUGCCGGCGGCGGGGAAAGCCGCGUUUUGGGCUCCUCUCUUCUCGCCGCCCCAGGCAUGUCUUGACAGAGCUGCCGUGUCCCUGCACUUCCGACGGAUGUCUCUGGCUGUAGCGGCAGCGUUUGGGGUUUGAGCCUCGGCAGCCUGUAUCGGUGCGGGCGUGUGUGAAAUUCCCGUGAUCGCAGGCUGGAGGAGGAAGAACUGGAAGAAAGGAGCAGUUGUGUCGAUUUUUCUUCUUGCUGGGUCAGCCUUCCUGGAUGGUCGCAUUACUCUCUUGUGGACACAUUGUCAAGCGCAUACAGGGAAAGAGGCUUGAUUAUUUUUUCCCGUGAUUGGUUUUCGUCGCGAUCAUCGUGCAAAAAGAACCACUUUUCUCCCAGUUUGCUGGUCCGCACUGAGGCAGCAGGAAUAUGCUCAUGAAGGAGUACCGGAUCUGUAUGCCUUUGACAGUUGAAGAGUACAGAAUUGGGCAGCUGUACAUGAUAAGCAAGCACAGCCAUGAGCAGAGCGACCGAGGUGAAGGUGUGGAAGUGGUGCAGAACGAACCCUAUCAAGAUCCAAACCAUGGCAAUGGUCAGCUAACAGAAAAACGGGUUUAUCUCAACAGCAAAUUGCCUAGCUGGGCUAGAGCAGUUGUUCCCAAAAUAUUUUAUGUUACAGAGAAGGCUUGGAAUUAUUAUCCUUAUACCAUCACAGAAUACACAUGUUCAUUUUUGCCUAAAUUCUCCAUUCACAUAGAGACAAAAUAUGAGGACAACAAAGGAAGCAAUGACAGUAUAUUUGACAAAGAAGCGAAAGAUCUGGAGCGAGAAGUCUGCUUUAUCGAUAUUGCCAGUGAUGAGAUUCCUGAGCGCUAUUACAAAGAAUCAGAGGAUCCUAAAUACUUCAAAUCUCAGAAGACUGGGAGAGGCCAAUUAAAAGAAGGUUGGAGAGAGACCCAUCAGCCAAUUAUGUGUUCCUACAAACUUGUGACUGUGAAAUUUGAAGUCUGGGGACUUCAAACCAGAGUAGAGCAAUUUGUACACAAGGUUGUCAGAGACAUACUACUGAUCGGGCACCGGCAGGCUUUUGCCUGGGUUGAUGAGUGGUACGAUAUGACUAUGGAUGAUGUUCGAGAAUACGAGAAAAAUAUGCAUGAAAAAACCAACAUUAAAGUUUGCAACCAACAUUCAUCUACUGUGGAUGAGAUAGAGAGCCAUGCCCAAGCAAGAACAUGACAAUGGAUGAAGUCCGAGAGUUUGAACGAGCCACUCAGGAAGCUACCAACAAGAAGAUUGGGAUUUUCCCACCUGCAAUAUCUAUCUCUAACAUUUCCAUGCCUUCUUCCACCCGCAGUGCUCCAUCUAGUGCCCCAUCAACUCCUCUCUCCACAGAUGCUCCUGAAUUCCUAACAGUUCCCAAAGACCGGCCUCGGAAAAAAUCUGCUCCAGAAACUCUCACUCUUCCAGAUCCAGCGAAAAAAAACCUUUAAAUUAACCCAGCAUGUUUUCUCCUGAUAAGCCAUGUCUACCACAGCAAGAGUGAUGUAACUGAAUUUCUACAAAGGUUAUGGUGGUUUUUUGUUUUGUUUUUUUUUUGCUUAGAAUAAUCUUACUGAUGUGGAAAGGUUACUUCUUUCCUGACUUGAUCCUUAAAACCUUCAGAGAAGUGCAUGCAAGAGAACGUAGUUUAUAUAUUCCUCAAGUAGUGUUUCAAGCCAUACGGUGUAUCUUACUGAUAUAGAAUGAAAUAGUCUGAGGGGAAUCCUAUAAAAGAAAAUAAAUCUUUCUGUAGCAGUAUUUACCUGCAAAUCCUCAUCUAGGUGAUAGGAUUUAUAAUUAGGAGGAGGUAUUUAGUAAAGCUGCCAAGGACUUCUAAGGCAAAUCAGUGCCAACUAGAAUGCACGGUUAACAGGAAAAAAACCCUCCCAUUUUCUUCUUUUAUAGCUGAUUUUAAAAUCCUUCCUACUCUCAGGCUUCUCCUGUGUAUUUGUAAACCUUUGACCUGUAACUCAUUGUACUUGAACACCAACAGCAAUCACUCAGAUUCACAUUUUGCUUAAUAUGACUCAGGAUUUGGGGCCUACCUAACAAACAUAAAACUUUUCAAGCCGAAAAUAUCACUGUAUUGAAGCCCCAAUUGUAAUUAAUUAUACUGACUUUGAGGCCAUUGGACUAUUUCUAUCUUGCACAGAAUUUGUAAAAGAAACCACCUAUUUCUUGUAGAUAGUGUAUUUUAAUAGCUGUCCCCUGUCCUUUUGUGACCUCUUGAGUCCGUAUCGGUGUUCAUCAAUGGUGUUCCAUAUGUAAGACUGAAAAAAAGCAGCUAAAUUGAGCCAAUUGAGAAGCAAAACCAAUGAAUUCUGUCUUUUCCUUACUGGAAGAAGAGUGGUAGUUACGCUGUAAGGCCUUGAAUGUAAAGGAAAGAAAAGACAAGUCUCCUUUUUCUUUCCUGCCUCACAUCUUUCCUAAACAGCACAAUCUCUUAUUAGUAGAAAGCUGGUUCCAGACUUUACCAUUGUCUCUAGGGAAGGGGUGAACAAAAUCAGUCACUUGAAAAAGCAAAUGAAUUGUGGGGCUGCUCAGUCCCGUGUCGGGUAACAUUAAGGAAAUGGAAGUGCUCUUCCUGGUCUGCGUGUGAAAUCACUUUUCAAUCUCAGGAAUUAACAUGGAGAAAAGGAUGUUUCCCGGGAGGGAAGUGUAGAUUGUGGAAGGAGGAAAAAAAUAAAUGGCAAAAGUGGUCUCUUCCUUCCUUCCUUUUCAAAAUGCAAGCUCAGUGAGAAACUUUUCCCACUGAUCCCCAUUUGGGGGGUUUGUUCUCUUCAUACAAACAGCUGUGUAAUGAAAGCUGGCAGUAUCUCUCUCUGUGGCAGCUGUAGUAGACAUUAACAGGAUGCUGUUCAAUCCCCAGGGAAUGAUAGUGAUUACCUGAAUCCUGUGAUCAAAGUGGGUGGUAUUUUGUACCACCAGUGACAUGGUACAUGGAUAAAGAACCAGAGAGUCCUCUAGAGCUGAACUAUCACAGAACAAUCAGUUUGGGGAUGGCCCUUUACCUGGACAGGAGUUUUGUGCCAUCUUCUCAGCACAAUGCUGUGAUUGGACUGGCUUAACUGCACUGAACUUCUCAACAGCGGUAGAUCCAGUAGAAGUUACGUUGAAUGUGUGAUAUUUAUAGUGUAGUUUUAGUAGCAGGAGAGGUAAUUCUGCUGCCAACCUGCACUGAAACCAAGUGUAUAUUUGUUUGGUAGUUAAAAUCCCGUAGCUAGCAAAAUCUGGGAGCUCUUUGUAGGUUCGCUGUGGUCUGACUUCAUGUGUUCUCCAACUUACUGUCCAUGUUUUGCUUCUCUUCUCAGAGCUAGUAGUUCUGUGUGAUUCGUAAACUAAUGGGUGAUGAUUUUUUUUGUUUAAAAAGAAGCUACUGUAGUGAUGGCAAACAAAACUUUCUAACAGUUUAUGGUUUCAGCUUAAAAAGUGUGCAGGAUAAGUAUUCAUGAUUAUAACUGGUCUAAUAUUUUUAUUAGUAUUUAUUUGAUAGCAAGAUUGGAAUAUUGGCAGAGAAGGCAAAUCUUUGAAAUCAGAAAGCAUUGUUGGGCUGAUUUUUUCAUUUCCUGAAUUUAACAUAUAUAGAAAUGGUUUAGAUCUGCUCUUCCUGAAAAUCUGUUUUUCAAUUACUUUUUUUCUUUGUCAAAAAAAUUUUGCUCAGCUCUAGUAAUAAUGCCCUUGUGCUUACAUAUUACCGUUUCUAUAUACGUUUGGGCAUCUGGGUUUGACACAGAUUAUUAGACCAAAGCAGUCAUACUGUUACUCACAUUUAACUGAUUGAUUUCCAGUUCCAUGUGGAUACUCUGAUUAUCAUAUUAAGUAGGUUUGGGGAUGAAGCAGGUAUGAAAACUAUUAACAUACCUGAACAGGACACACCUUAAUAGCUGCAUGACAGAGAUGUAGGAGAAAGGCACUGAUCAUGUCAUGGAAAAAAUGCCUGACUGCUGAAGGCUGCUGCUGCCGUAGCCCUUCCACCAGGCAGUGCUUUUCCUGAGGAUUUCCAGAUUUACUGACCCAACAGCCUGGAUUCACCAUUGGCCACAGCAAGGCUCAUGAUGAGUCCCAUUGCUUCCGUGCUGAUUCCUAAUGAAUGCACAUUACAAGAUCUGUAAUGUUUCAUUGCAUUGAACACCCCAGGCUUUCCAUUGACAAUUCAAGCACCCUCUGCUGUGCUCUGUUCUGCCUUCGCCACCAGUCCUUAUCCACUUGGUCAAUGUGAUCUUUAAAUAUCUUUUUCUGUUUGGUUGGGGUUUGUUUGUUUCUUUUUUUAAGGUAGGGUAACUUUUUUCUAGAAUAUUCCCAGCAAACUCACAAAACCACACAAAAUUAAAUGAAAAGGAAGGUCCAAAUACUUCAGUAUAACAUCUUGAGGCAAAGGUGUUGUUUUCAUUACUGAUUUUUUCACAGUGCUUUCUGUUGUAUUUUCAAACAUGUUUAUUAGGAGAAAAAUAGAGAGCAUUUUGCAGGUGUUCAUUGCUUCUUUUGCAAAAAUAAAUGAUGUAAUUAUUUAGCAAGUACAUCUUUCAAGUAUAGUGCCAGGCAGCAAAGCUGAAUAGGGACAGUAGCCGCAUUCCUAUUCUCUGCCACAGUGACUGGAGAAUUACAUGACACAGCUCCACUAGGACUCGGCAUGGGAUUGUCCAUCAAGGAGAAUACAGUUCAGAGCAAAUAAUGUGAUUUGUUUGUUUGGGUUUCUGUGAAAACCUUCUUCCAGCUUUGCUCAUACUUUUAUGUAUUUCAUAUAGAACAAUCAUUACGAAAUAACUGGCAAUUCACUGCAGUCUUUAGAAGGGUAGAUCUCCUAAUAAACUAAAAAAGGGAGGUAUCCAUAAAGACUCUGAGGAGCAGCACAUUCCUCAAACACAUACUUAAUAGGAUUUCUUAUGAAUGUAAUGGGUAAUUUUGUAAAUGACUGGAUAAAUCCUAUAGAAAGAAACUAUUUGACCUUAUUCUUUGGCUUUUUUUUGAUUAUUCUGGAAGGUGAUUUUGUGACAUCUAGUAGCCAAUUUGCUUCCAUUGCUGCUGUAGAGAUUUUGAAAUGGAAAUAUUUGUUCCUUGAAUUUUACUUUGUAACAAGAUGACUAUAUUUCGUUAAAACUGCUUUGAAGCUUGCUGCACUAUGACUUCAAAACAAUGUGCUAUCAUUUGAAAUAAGCCAAAUGUAUAUGCUUUUUAUGAAUUAGUGUGCAGUAAGAGAGAAUUCAUGAUCUUGUCAAUAGGAGCUUUUCUGUUUCCAUUGUUUGGACUUGGUUUUACACGUGUAAGUUAAAAUUGCUAAGUAAGUCUAACAAUGUUUUGCUUUAAAUGAACAGCAUGGUCCUUGAAUUACAAUCUCCUGUAGUUUUGAGGUGUCACUAAAACAGGUUUCAUUGUUUUAUUUCAUUUCUGUGAUAAUUCGACCGGACUCUGAAUGUCCAGUAAUAAAUUUCUUUUAUUUAGAGCAAUGAUGGCUACAUUAGGCAAUACCUAGUGAUUAGGCAUCACUACCAUCAAAGCAGGACCAAGUUUUGAAAUGCUCUGCAUGUUAAAUAAUGCAAGGCUCAGCAGGAGAAUAUGAUUGUAUUUCUCAUUCAUAUCACUUAGUUUCUGAUUUUACCAAGUAAUUUAUUAUUUUUAAUAUUGUAUUUUUCCUUGCAUUUUGUUGUAAAUAAACUACCAACAAUUAUUCUUUACAA
Molecule: messenger RNA, 5774 nt
Organism: Calidris pugnax (ruff)
Lineage: Eukaryota; Metazoa; Chordata; Aves; Charadriiformes; Scolopacidae
Gene: PITPNC1
Product: phosphatidylinositol transfer protein, cytoplasmic 1
Exons: 10
Coding region: 490-1296 (268 amino acids)
Biological process (GO): phospholipid transport
Cellular component (GO): cytoplasm
Molecular function (GO): phosphatidylinositol transfer activity; phosphatidylinositol binding
Source: RefSeq, a predicted model, not a curated record